AUGUUUACCUUCAUCCAAUUUAUAUUUAUUUCAUUUAUUUUCAUUGCUUUACAAGUUUCAACUCAAAAUCAAUUCAAAGAAUCAAUAAAAUGUUUUCUACGAUAUGAACAUUUACAACAUACAAGUCAGACAUUAAACAAAACAUUGACUUAUACAUAUCAUCAAUCUGAACUUACUAUAUAUAGAACUGAAGAAAAUAAAUUAUGUUCAAAAGUUGGUUGUGCUUGUUUCAGUUAUAGAAGUGUUUGUUCUCAUUCAUCACGAGGAUUGAAUCAUCGUGCAGAAUGUACUAAUGAUGAUAAACAGAAUGGUAUAAUUCAAUGGCAUCGCGGAUGGACAUCACAAGCUAAAUGUGAACAAAUGCGACAAAAACCCAAAAUAUAUCUCAAUUUGACAUGUUGUCAUACGGAUCAAUGCAAUAAUCAACCAGGAAUAAUUGUAAACAUUGUUGAUAGACAUACACCAUUGCAAAUACAAAAUACUGAUGAUGAUGAUCAAACUCCAUCAUCUUUGUUUAUUACACAUAAGCCACCACAACAGUACAACAAUUACGAUCACCAAUCUUCACCACUGUUAUCUAUCUCGCAUAAGCCAUCACAAUGGAAUAACAAUUAUGUACAUCAUUCACCUACAUUUCAUUUGCCUGAUAAUAACAAGCCAUCGCAAGUGUAUGAUAAUCAUGUACACCAUUUAACUAUAACUCGUUUGCCUGACACAAACAAACCAUCACCAGUGUAUGACAGUCAUGUACGCCAUUCAAUGACACCACGUUUACCUGUCAGUAAUAAGUCAUUGCAACGAAAUCACAGUUACGUACUCAAUUCAAGUACAUCACGAUUACCUACUACUCAUCAAUCGACUCCAGCUUAUAAGGAAUCUUUACCACAAAAUAAUACAAUUGUGUCUAGUUCACUUUCAAGUUGGAUGUUUUUCUUUUCUCUUGUUUUUUACUUCUGUUUUAUGAUACAAUUGUACUAA
Molecule: messenger RNA, 978 nt
Organism: Rotaria sordida
Lineage: Eukaryota; Metazoa; Rotifera; Eurotatoria; Philodinida; Philodinidae
Source: the annotation of a GenBank genome assembly